AUGGUGUCCAGCGGGGUUGGCGUGAGCGCCGCAGCCGGGGCAGGCGACGGCACAGACAUGCCGGACAACGUGUGUGACUGGCUUCGGGGUGUCUACCACUUCGCCACCGAUCGGAACGACUUCUGGAGGAACUUGAUCCUUAAUUUGGGACUUUUUGCUGCUGGAGUUUGGCUGGCCAGGAACUUGAGCGACAAUGAUUUAAUGGCACCUCAGCCUGGGUGUAACCAAGAGGCACAUGGAAUCCCUGUAGAACCUUCCAAAGACAGCUCUACUCUGGAUUUCCUGAUGGCAGCUGAUGUGAUUCAGAGGGACCUUCCCAAUUUCCUCCUCUUCCACGAGUCCAGUCAGAACUCCCUCCUCUUGGCAGCAUUCAGGCUUCAGCUGCGGUGUUAACCUGUCUUGUGAAGUUCUGUAAUGGUCCCCAAGUUUCUGGAGGGGUGCACUUUGAUCUGAUCUUGGAUCUUAUGUAUGGUAUUUAAACAAUAUUUGAAAUAAAGACUGCA
This is a messenger RNA of Sorex araneus (European shrew), 503 nucleotides long. RefSeq names its product mitochondrial import receptor subunit TOM6 homolog. NCBI's taxonomy places the organism in Eukaryota, Metazoa, Chordata, Mammalia, Eulipotyphla, Soricidae. The transcript has a single exon. Bases 1 to 393 code for a protein of 130 amino acids. The record is from RefSeq and is a predicted model, not a curated record. Gene Ontology annotation, cellular component: mitochondrial outer membrane translocase complex; mitochondrion.